This is a messenger RNA of Cherax quadricarinatus, 2520 nucleotides long. The record is from RefSeq and is a predicted model, not a curated record. NCBI's taxonomy places the organism in Eukaryota, Metazoa, Arthropoda, Malacostraca, Decapoda, Parastacidae.
AGGAGGUGAGACGUAGGUCACUAGUAGAACGCAGAUGUUGGGAGGUCAGGUCCCUCUCAAAUCCAGCCGUUCUCACUAGUAGAGGUUGUCGAAGUUGAAUGCAUGUCUGUACCAAGAUACCCUUGUGUUGCAGUGUCUGACAGAUUGAACAUUAAAAUGGUAUAAAAUACCGACAGGCUGUUUGGUAAGACACAUAUGCAACAGUUAGGUAUCUUUAUUUCGAAACGUUUCGCCUACACAGUAGGCUUCUUCAGUCGAGUACAGGAAAGUUGAUAGAAGCAGCCUCCGCCUGCUUCACCUCACCUCACUACAGUAUAUAAGCCACGUCUACGGCCCUAUGCUGUACAUUCUACAAGAUUGAUGGACUGAACACAUCGACUCCAGGUUGAGGGACUGAUUACCUCAUUCUCCUCCUCUCCUUACGCCUUCCUCUUUGUAUUGGACUGAUGAAGCCACUGUGUGGCGAAACGUUUCCUGAAUAAAGAUUCCCAUAUGCUGCAUAAGUGUCUCAAUCUUCAGACUUGGACCUGCCUCGCAUGGGCCAGUAGGCCUGCUGCAGUGUUCCUUCGUUCUUACGUUCUUAUGUUCUUAUUACACCUGAUAAUGUUGAAGUGAUGUAUGUAUUAAUGAAUGAGAAGCACUGAGUAGGCCUACUGGCCCUACAACGGUCAAGGCCUCUUUACUGAGAUGUUCCUAUUUCAACAGUCGCUGGGGAACCACGAGUUUGACGACGGUGUGGGGGGCAUCGUGCCCUUCCUUGAGAACAUUACUUUUCCGGUUUUGGCUGCCAACAUUGACGACUCUCUGGAACCUUCCAUCCAGGGCAAGUACCACAAGUCCGCGGUCUUCACCUUGUCUGGCCGCAGUGUGGGUGUUGUAGGCUACAUUACUACAGAGACCAUGGUUAUCGCCACCCCUGGCAGACUGAUCAUCACCGACGAGGCAGCAGCAGUGCGAGCAGAGGCCAGGAAGUUGAAGGAACAAGGAGUGGAUAUUAUCAUUGCCUUGGGUCACUCUGGCUACAGGAAGGACAUGGAGAUCGCUAAGGAAGUGGAGGAGGUGGAUGCAGUGGUGGGCGGACACACCAACACAUUCCUGUAUACCGGUACGACCCCCUCUACGGAGCCCAAAGUAGGAGCGUACCCGACGAUAGUGAGACAGAGCUCGGGCAAGCAGGUUCCCGUGGUACAAGCCUACGCCUUCGGAAAGUACCUGGGCAGGCUGGUGCUGACCUUCAACGAGAGAGGCGAUGUCAGUGCAUGGAAAGGCAACCCUAUCCUCUUGGAUAACACCAUCCCACAAGAUCCAGAGAUCUUAGCAGCGCUGGUACCUUACAAGAAGAAGAUUGAUGACAUGGUGACUCAUGAGGUGGGCAAGUCCUUUGUUUUCCAGGACGGCAACAGGCUCUCCUGCAGGAUGAGAGAGUGCAACCUUGGCAACCUGCAAACGGAUGCUAUCAUCCAUAUGAAUGCCAAGUAUCCAGACGACAACAAGUGGGCACUGACCAGCCUGGCUGUUCAGAACGGUGGUGGAAUCAGGGCGUCCAUUGAUGAGCGUGCCUCUAAUGGUGUAAUCACCAUGGAAGAUAUACUUACUGUGGCGCCUUUCCAAAAUACCAUAGACAUCGUUGAGCUGAAGGGCAAACAUGUGAAGGAAAUGUUUGAACAUUCAGUGAGUCAUUACGACACUCAGGCGCUGGAUCAUCCUGGAGGAUUUUUGCAAGUCUCCGGUUUCGUGGUGGUGUACGACGUGAACCUUCCCGUGGGUUCAAGAGUGGUACGUCUGCAGGCCCGCUGUCAGGAGUGUCGCAUCCCUGAGCUCCAGGAUGUCAAGGAUGACCUCAUCUACAGGAUAGCUAUGGCAUCCUUCCUGGCCAACGGCGGCGAUGGCUACUCUGUUAUCAGAGAUAACAAAAUCAAUCACCACCUGACUGGUCUCCUGGACACAGACGUCUUCAUGCAGUUCAUCCAACAGAUGAGUCCUCUUUAUCAAGGCUUGGAAAACCGCAUUCUCUUCGUGGAUUCCAACGACCUGUGCCCUGCAUCUACAAGGUUAAAACUGUUGAAGACCAAGAAUGAGAGCACGUCCAGCAAUCGCAUCCUCACACCUCACCAGAUGUGGAAGGAAAUGAUGGCCCUCCAUGACGACUAUUACCAAAAACAUUUUGUUUCCCCUGCAACAGUAACAUCAAAGAAAACGGGACGUUACAGAAAACUUGACAAUAAGGAAGAAUUUGAUGGGUAUCUCACCAAGAUUUCUCAACACAUUGUCACGGGAUCUAAUGUUUGAUUACAUUAAUUGACUGAUGUUAAUUGAGGCUAAAUUCAUUCUAAAUUACUUUUCACAUACAGGUUUUCACUGGCUGCUUUAUACACAUUAAUUACAGGUCUACAUCGGUGAUAAUGAGUUACGGUUUAUUAAGCUUAAAGACACAAACAAUUAUCUUUCCUUCUAAGGAUUUCCACCCACUGCAGAUUCCACCCAACUGCAGGUUCAACCCACUGCAGAUUCCACCCACUG